CUGGCCCGGCUCUGAGCCCUGGACUCCCCUGCCCCUUCCCCUGGGCCAUGGCCAACUCAGGCCUGCAGCUCCUGGGCUACUUCCUGGCUAUGGGUGGCUGGGUUGGUAUCAUCGCCAGCACAGCCCUGCCUCAGUGGAAACAGUCCUCCUACGCCGGAGAUGCCAUCAUCACUGCUGUGGGCCUCUACGAAGGACUCUGGAUGUCCUGUGCCUCCCAGAGCACAGGGCAGGUGCAGUGCAAGCUCUACGACUCACUACUCGCCCUGGACGGUCACAUCCAGUCAGCUCGGGCACUAAUGGUGGUAGCUGUGCUGCUGGGCUUCGUGGCCAUGGUCCUCAGCGUGGUUGGCAUGAAGUGCACGCGGGUCGGAGACAGCAACCCCAUCGCCAAGGGCCGUGUGGCCAUCUCUGGGGGUGCCCUCUUCCUUCUGGCAGGCCUCUGCACACUGACAGCAGUCUCCUGGUAUGCCACCCUGGUGACCCAGGAGUUCUUCAACCCAAGCACACCUGUCAAUGCCAGGUACGAAUUUGGCCCUGCCCUGUUCGUGGGCUGGGCUUCUGCUGGCCUGGCCAUGCUUGGGGGCUCCUUUCUCUGCUGCACAUGCCCAGAGCGGGAGAGGUCCAACAGCAGCCCUCAGCCCUAUCGGCCUGGGCCCUCGGCUGCUGCCCGAGAACCAGUUGUUAAAUUGUCCGCCUCCGUCAAGGGCCCCCUGGGUGUGUAA
Molecule: messenger RNA, 722 nt
Organism: Chrysochloris asiatica (Cape golden mole)
Lineage: Eukaryota; Metazoa; Chordata; Mammalia; Afrosoricida; Chrysochloridae
Gene: CLDN19
Product: claudin 19
Exons: 5
Coding region: 48-722 (224 amino acids)
Biological process (GO): bicellular tight junction assembly; cell adhesion
Cellular component (GO): bicellular tight junction; plasma membrane
Molecular function (GO): structural molecule activity
Source: RefSeq, a predicted model, not a curated record